AUCAUUAUCACUGGUUUCAGGGGCCAAUGAUGUCUAUAUGCUUCCGGGAGGGUAUCCAGAUUAAACCUGAUGCUCUCGAUCAGAUAAUCAUAGGCUCAAACCAGGAUAUAAGGCAGGUUCUUCACCAUCUUUCUAUGUGGUCAGCCAAUGAAAAAAAUCUACAGGUUAAUGAUAUGAAGCGAGAAGCAGAAAAAGCCAAGAAAGACCUGAAAAUGGGUCCAUGGGAUGUGUGUAAGAAAGUAUUCUCUGAAGCUGACCACAAAACAAUGAGUCUCUAUGAUAAGUCUGACUUGUUCUUCCAUGAUUAUUCCAUUGCACCUCUUUUUGUUCAAGAGAAUUAUCCAAAGGCUGUUCCACAUAUUGCUAAGGGUAAUCGUCGUGUGACUUUGGAACAGCUUGCCAAAACUGCAGGCAGUCUUGCAGAUGGAGACUUAGUAGAGAAAGCCAUUAGGUCUAAAAAUGCAUGGUCUCUCCUUCCUACUCAGGCAAUGUUCAGCAGUGUUUUGCCAGGAGAAUAUAUGUCUGGGCAUUUAGCUGGACAGAUUGAAUUCCCACGAUGGCUGGGCAACAACAGUCGUCGCAACAAAUUUGAUCGCAUCAUGCAAGAGCUCCAAAUGCACAUGAGGCUUAAGAUUUCUGGUUCUAAAUUAGAUGUUGGAAUGGAUUAUUGUGGGCAUCUGAGAAAUGCUGUGAUCAACCCCUUAAUCCAUCAUGGGCAAGAUGGUGUACAAGAUGCUGUAAAAGCUAUGACCACCUAUGAUCUCUUGCGAGAGGACCUGGAAUCCUUGUUAGAACUUAGUCAGUGGCCGGGAAGCAAGGAUCCAAUGAGUAGGGUUGAUAGCAAGGUCAAAGCUGCCUUCACACGCCUUUAUAACAAAGAAAGCCAGCCAAGUCCAUAUGUUUCUGUACAAAUAUCCAAAAAGAAGGGAAACAGGGGUGGAGAUGACAUGUAUGAUGAGGAAGAAGUAGAGGAAGAUGAAGAGGACACCGAUGAUGUAGCUUCAGAUGCCAUGAUUAAGAUCAAGAAGGGUGGACAAAAGAAGGUGACAGAAAUUGGCAAAGUAAAAGGCAAAGGAUUACCCAGCAGUAGAGGAAACAGUGGAAGAGGGAGAGGAAGAGGGAAGAAGUAAGAAGUAAGAGAUAAUAGGGAUGAUGGAAGCAUGUUAGUGUCAGUAUUUCUGUAAGGUGUUACAGAUUUAUAUAAGAGUUCUUUGAAAUUCACUUGAAUUAGUAUGAUAUUCUUUUGGAAAGUAUUGAAACUGUAAUGAGAAGUAAAAGCUAUCUGUAGCUGCUGAAAAUAUGCAAAAAAAUAUAUUAUUUGAAGAAAGAGAAAUCCUAGUUUUGUUCAAUGGUUACAGAAAAUGAAAUUAUUAACAAGACACAACUACUCAUUAACCUAUGUGUAGGUGCAGACAGAUACAAACAUUUAAGUGAAAAGUUAGUUUUGACAUCAAGUACAAUAAAGUAUUUUAUAUAUUCAUAAGGACAAUUGUGUAAAAAAAGAAAAAAAGGAUUUUUUAGCUUUAGGUGUCAUAUAUAAUGCUGGUGUGUCUAUACUAUAUUUAACUUGUUUCAUUGUCAGAUUGAUGGUAGUGAAGCUGUAAACAUCUUUAGAUGUGUACUUCAUACUAAAUACAUACCAGAUUUUGUAGGUAUGUCAUUUGUCAUAAUUAAAGUAAAUCAGUCAUUAAGUUCUAACCAAGAAACCAGGUAUUCAGUGGAAUUCCCAUGUCUUUCCCUAGAGAAUAUUCCAUAUAAGUAGUAAAACAUAUAUCAGUAUCAUAAAAUGUUUUGCUUAUACAUUUUUCUAAAUAUAUUCUUGUUUUACUCACUUUCAGUAAAAAUCCUGUUUAGAAUUCUAAUGUUGAAUCCAAGGCAUGGAGAUUUAGUGGAUUUCAACAAUAUUUGUAGUAUGGUGAUCCAUUAGGAUGUGCCCCAUUGUUUUUAUACAUAUAUAAAUAAAAUCUUCCUGUAUUUGAAAUUGCAAGUUGUUAUUAAAGCGUGAACUUGAUAUGGUUGAUGUUGAGGCUAAUUUAUUAAUCAGACCAAUUUUACAUACUGAAGAAAGUGUACCUGCCAAGCAUGGGUCAUCUUUAGCAUUCAAAUUAACCAUUAACCAUCCACCAUCACAAACAUCACUGCAAUGGCCAAGUAUGCUAAGUGAAACUGGAAAUCUAUUAGAUCUUGGCUACAGAGUAUCCUCUUCGAUGAAAGUAUGGAAUAGUUGUAAAGAGCUAGACUAUAUUCAAAUUUUCCAUAACUUUACAUCCCAUCUUUGUCACGUGGUAUUUUUUAUAAAGAUGUAGUAUUUAA
Penaeus vannamei (Pacific white shrimp) is the source of this 2313-nucleotide messenger RNA. RefSeq names its product replication factor C subunit 1. Lineage: Eukaryota; Metazoa; Arthropoda; Malacostraca; Decapoda; Penaeidae. Gene Ontology annotation, biological process: DNA replication; DNA repair. Gene Ontology annotation, molecular function: ATP hydrolysis activity; ATP binding; DNA binding. Gene Ontology annotation, cellular component: DNA replication factor C complex; nucleus. The record is from RefSeq and is a predicted model, not a curated record.